AAGUAGAUGCAGUAAACGACAAAAGCCCAGAGGCAGAAGAAGCCCAGGAGUAGAAAAGAAGCGACGAAGCUUAGUGGAAGAGGAGCCGUCACCGUCGCCGUCGCCGAUCAACUGAGGGAGAACCGAACCACAGCUCACUGGCCAUGGCGUCAGGAGGUCUUCUUUAAAAGGUUCGACGUCAAGAGUAGAGAUCAAAGAACAAAAGAAAGCAGACAGUUUUGGUUAAAAAGUGUACAAGUAUGGCGAAUAGCAAGUACGAGUAUGUCAAGUCGUUCGAACUCGAAGACGAAGUUAUGUUUCCUAACCUGAUCGUUGUCCGGAUCGAUGGUCGUGACUUUUCUAGAUUCUCUCAAGUUCAUGAGUUUGAGAAGCCUAAUGAUGAAGCAGCCCUCAAUCUGAUGGAUUCGUGUUCUGCUGCCGUUUUGGAAGAGUACCCCGAUAUCAUCUUUGCAUAUGGAUUCAGUGAUGAAUACAGUUUUGUAUUCAAGAAAACGUCAAGAUUCUACCAAAGACGAUCCAGUAAGAUUUUGUCGUUGGUAGCUUCCUUCUUUGCUGCAGCGUACGUAACAAAAUGGAAAGAGUUCUUUCCCCAAAGAAAACUAGAAUAUGCUCCUUCUUUCACCUCAAAGGUUGUAACUUGUGCAACGCCAGAGGUUCUUCAAGUUUAUCUCGCGUGGAGACAACAGAACUGCCACGCCAAGAAUCAGUAUGAAACUUGUUUUUGGAUGUUAGUUAAAAGUGGAAAGACCAUAAGUGAAACACAAGAGGUUCUUAAGGAUACACAAAAGCAGCAGAAAAAUGAGCUUCUCUUUCAGAAAUUUGGUAUCAAUUACAAGACUCUUCCUGAAUUGUUUCGCCAAGGAUCAUGUCUUUUCAAAACAAAGGUGGAAGAAACUGUAAAGCAUGAUGAGAACGGGAAUCCUGUUAAAAGAUUGAGGAGAAAGGCUGUUUUAGUACAUUCAGAGAAUAUUGCUGCAAGAAGCUUUUGGAAUGAGCACCCUUCCCUCUAUAAUGAUCUUGGUUACUUCACGAAAGAUAUUGGCAGAAGUGAACCAGAUUUUGUUAGGUCGUUUCAGUUUGAGAACAAACUGUUACCUUUAACUUGGGUUGUGGUUAGGAUUGACGGCUGUCAUUUUCACAGAUUUUCUGACGUUCAUGAAUUUGAGAAGCCAAAUGAUGAGAAAGCUCUGAAACUUAUGAAUUCAUGUGCAGUGGCUGUUCUCGAGGAGUUUGAGGAUAUUCAAUUUGCCUAUGGUGUCAGUGAUGAGUACAGCUUUGUUUUGAAGAAAGAAUCUGAGCUCUACAAAAGACAAUCCAGUAAGAUAGUAUCUCCAAUCGCAUCCCUGUUUACAUCCACAUAUGUGACAAAAUGGGGAGAGUUCUUCCCUCAGAAAGUACUGAAGUAUCCUCCAUCCUUCGAUGGACGAGCAGUAUGCUAUCCAACGUACAAGAUUCUUUUGGAUUAUCUGGCUUGGCGACAAGUUGACUGCCAUAUUAAUAAUCAGUAUAAUACAUGUUUCUGGAUGCUUGUCAAGUCCGGAAAAACCAAAACUCAAUCCCAAGAUUACUUAAAGGGAACACAAGCACGAGAGAAAAACGAGCUGCUUAGCAAUCAAUUUGGAAUCGAGUACAAUUCAUUACCUCUAAUCUUUCGAAUGGGCUCCUCUGUAUUCCGCUUAAAGGAAUCUGCUGCAGUGGAGAAUGGAGUAGUCUCUGGGAAGAAACUGAGACUGGAGGGAGAAGUGGUGGUAGAUCAUUGCAACAUCAUCGAACGCUGUUUCUGGGAAGAACACCCACACAUUCUUAGCUAUUCAUAAACACAGCUGCGUUUCACUUCACUUGUAAGACUAAUUAGUUGCAACUACUUUUGAAUAUCAUUUUUUCGCCAACAAUGAAAGGCAAUGCUGAAUCAAUUUAGUUACAUGAUAAUACUUUUCAACUGUUUAGACUUUACAGAAGUACUUCGGUUUUGAAUGUUAACAAUAACAUGUGCUUCAGUGGAAAAAAAUUGAUUGUAUAUAUUAAUUUCCAUUGAUAGUUACACAUCAUAUUUUAUAA
This is a messenger RNA of Brassica napus (rape), 2058 nucleotides long. RefSeq names its product tRNA(His) guanylyltransferase 1. The transcript is spliced from 13 exons. The coding region runs from base 240 to 1817 and encodes 525 amino acids. Lineage: Eukaryota; Viridiplantae; Streptophyta; Magnoliopsida; Brassicales; Brassicaceae. Gene Ontology annotation, biological process: tRNA modification. Gene Ontology annotation, molecular function: tRNA guanylyltransferase activity; magnesium ion binding. The record is from RefSeq and is a predicted model, not a curated record.